GAGUGCUAAUCACACAGAUGAAGUUGACAGAAGAAUAAUUGAAGCAGAAAGGAUCAUAGCUGAAAUGGAUGAAAAAGAAGAGCACAGCCAACUCUCAGAAGUAGACAUUGAGAAAAGAAGGAAUGGAUUCCUGGAUCUUUGGAAGAACAUGAAGAUUCAAGAGAGUAUGUGGCAGCAAAAAUCCAGAAAGAUGUGGCUGAAGAUGGGGGAUGCAAACUCAAAGUUUUUUCAUAGAAGUGUGAAGGGCAGAUGGAGAAGAAACGAAAUCAACAGCAUUCAGAUAAGGGGAGAUCAAUGUAGAGGUGUAAAUGACAUCAAGGAAGGUGUGAUGAAUUAUUUCAAGGGGUUAUUCUCGGAAGAAGAGUGGCAGCGACCAAAGCUAGACGGCAUCAGCUUCAAACAGUUAGACGAAGCAGACAAUGAUUUUUUGACGGCCACUUUCUCAGAAGAGGAUAUUAAAAACGCAGUGUGGGAUUGUGACUCAUUUAAGUCCCCUGGGCCGGAUGGCUUCAAUUUCAGGUUUAUAAAGGCAAUGUGGGAGGAAAUAAAACAGGAUGUCAUUGGCUUCGUGCAGGAAUUCCACGAGCAUGGCAAGCUGGUCAGAGGCUCCAACUCCUCCUUCAUCGCCCUGAUCCCUAAGGUUGAAAAUCCCUAUAGAAUUGAAGACUACAGACCUAUAUCACUCAUUGGAGUCAUGUAUAAGAUCCUAGCUAAGCUACUAGCAAACCGCCUCAGGAAAGUUCUUGACAAGAUCAUCGGGGAGCAGCAGAUGGCAUUCAUAGAAGGUAGACAGAUGAUGGACGGAGUGGUGAUUGCAAACGAGGUGAUCGAUGAGGCAAAAAGGAAGAGGAAGAAGAGUUUUCUUUUCAAAGUUGAUUUCGAAAAAGCAUACGACAAAGUUAGCUGGGAUUUUAUUGAUUAUAUGCUAAUGAGGACGGGUUUUACAGUCACUUGGAGAAAUUGGAUAAAGGAGUGCCUACAAUCAAGUAUGAUUUCGAUCCUAGUGAACGGAAGCCCAACACAGCAAUUCCCGGUGAGCAAAGGAAUAAGACAAGGUGACCCGCUCUCCCCCUUCCUAUUUCUAUUAGUAGCAGAAGGGCUUAAUGGUUUAAUGCAGUCUGCCAAUGAGAAAAACUUGUACAGAGGAGUAAGGAUCGGAAACGGGAACCUGUUAGUAUCUCACCUCCAAUUCGCAGAUGACACUCUGUUUUUUGGAGAGGCUUCGGAGGAAAACAUUCAAGCAAUAAAAAGUAUCAUGAGGACCUUCGAAUUGGCGUCGGGACUGAAAAUCAACUUUGGCAAGAGUCAGAUAAUGGGGGUCGGGACUGAGGAGGGUUGGAAAGAGAGGAUGGCUUAUAGACUGUGUUGCAAGGCGGGUGAUCUUCCUUUUAAGUAUUUGGGUACUCCAGUUGGAGGGAAUCACAGAAGGAUAGCAAUGUGGCAACCACUGGUGAAUUCCUUUAAAAAGAAACUUGCUAGCUGGAAAGGGCAAAACUUAUCUUUGGGAGGCCGUAUCACUCUCUUAAAUUCUAUGCUGUCUAGCCUUCCAGUGUACCUGAUGUCAGCCUACAAAAUCCCUAAAGGUAUUCUCUUCUCUUUAGAUAAAAUACGCAGGAAUUUUUUAUGGGGAGGGAUGGGGGAGAGGAAAAAAAUCAGUUGGGUCAAUUGGGAGAGGGUAUGCAGGAGUAAGGAGAAUGGUGGUCUAGGAGUGAAGGACUUGAGGAAAUUCAAUAUGGCGUUGUUGGGUAAAUGGUGGGGGAGGUUAGCAAAAGGGGAAGAUGGGUUAUGGAGCAAAGUGAUAUCUAGUAAGUACGAAGAGAAUGGAGGGCAUUGGCUGGAUUGGGUAAGGGAUAGGAGUGGUGGAGGUUCAAUAUGGUGGAGAGACAUCCAAAAUUUAAAUGCUGGAGAUGGGGGGAAUGCAGGAUGGCUUACGGAGGGCUUUAGGAUUAAGGUCGGUGAGGGGAAAAGAGUGAGCUUCUGGUGGGAUGAGUGGUGUGGGGAGAUCUGCUUGGCUAAUAAAUUUCCUAGAUUGUACAUCUUGUCUACAGGCAAAGACAAAGAAUGCUUUCAAAUGGGAAGGGCUCUCAAUGGGACAUGGAGAUGGAACUUGACAUGGAGAAGAACCCUGCAUCAGUGGGAAGAAGAGACUGCAAAAGAACUUCAAAAUAUGAUCGAGAAAUUGCGAAUAUCCCCAGGGAGCGCAGACAAUUGGAAGUGGAUACACAGCCCUGACGGAGAGUACUCAACAGCAACAGCCUACGCACUAUUAACAAAACAGAGGAGGGAAGAGGAGGAAGCAGAAUUGCAUAAAAGAAUAUGGAACCCUAGCAUUCCAUCCAAAGUGGCGGCUUUCAACUGGAAGGUAUUACUUGAUAGAAUCCCAACCAAGCUAAAUUUGUUGAAACGUGGGGUCAUAAAGGAGGAGGAGGAAAGGAAAUGUGUUCUGUGUGAAGAAGAAGAGGAAGAUUCCAGCCACUUAUUCUUGAAAUGCAAAAUUGUCAAAUGGCUAUGGAGAGCUUGCGCAAACUGGUGGGGCAUCAAGGUAGAACUUCAAAAUGAGUGCAAGAAGACGUUUCAGCUCUUUGGUGUUUGGACCAAAAAGUCUCAUAAAAGAGAAGGGUGGGACUGUAUUUGGAGCGCAGUUAUAUGGUUAGUGUGGAUGGCACGAAACAAAAAGAUCUUCGACAAUGUAGAGGUAAACUUGAUCAAACUUUUUGAACUUAUUCAAUUACGAUCAUUUACAUGGAUUAAAGUUAGGAAAGGCAAGUGUUAUUUCAAUCUAUCAGACUGGUUAAUUAACCCUGCCUCAUGCCUUACUAGUGUGAAGUAGGAGGGGUUUGAAAGAUGGUAGUAACACUAAUAGUGCUUAUUUCUGCAUCUGUGAGGUUUGGUUGAAGUUCAUGUAAAAGGGUUUGAGUACCCCUUGUACUCAGGAUAGUAAUGAAACUUUUGCUGUUCA
Rubroshorea leprosula is the source of this 2959-nucleotide messenger RNA. Lineage: Eukaryota; Viridiplantae; Streptophyta; Magnoliopsida; Malvales; Dipterocarpaceae. The record is from the annotation of a GenBank genome assembly.